UCUCGGCUGAUCUCUCGCUGAUAUUCGGCCACAGUCGGUUCCAGGAGACAGGGGCAGCCAAGAGACGCACCGGGAUCGACUUGGCUCUGCGGGAUCAACGACCAAAAAAAAAAGAAGAAAAAAAUACUUAAAUCAAACGAACAAUGAACCGCAUCGAGUGAAGGCUCGUGACAGACCUGCGGCCGAGUUGACUCCACACACUGCCACGUUAACAAAGCUGUCGGGUGAUACGGUCCAGAUCUGAGGCUGUGUCAUUGAGCAGGCAGGACACGUCAGGAGAAAAGGGAGAGAGAGAGAGAGAAAAAAAAAGGAGCUGACCGACUGCACUGUACGAGUCAGCCUUCAAACCCGCCCGUGGAAAGCUUCCCCUGCCUGUUCCACGACAACACCUCGCUGUCAGCCGGAGGGAAGCGUCUCGACAAAGACAACCGGUCGAAGGUGGUGAUCAGAAGGACCGAACGAUCACGGGAUAGCAUUUGUGUGUGGGGGGAGAAAACAAAUGGGGGAUUACGGGUUCGGAGUCCUAGUUCAAAACAACACUGGCAACAAGUCUGCAUUCCCGGUCCGAAUCCACCCGCAUCUGCAGCCCCCACACCACCACCAAAAUGUGUCGCAGAGCCCUGCUGCCUUCAUAAACAGCACCACAGCCGCAGGGAAUGGCACCACGGGAGGCUCUCCCUGGCUCUUCCCUGCCUCUGCCACCCACAACAGUGUGCAAGACGAAAUCCUGGGGGGGCCGGAGAAGCCCAAAGCACAGCAGCAACAGGAAAUGCAGGAAACGCAAGAAAAGCAGCAGCAGUUGUCCCCUGGGAGUCACCAGGACGGUGGAGGCGGCGGUGGGAUCAUUUCAGAACUGGAAAAGGCCCGGUCAGAAGAAGGCAAGACAGACAACGGUGUGUCUGAAGGUAGUAACGGAAAGGAGAAGCAGCUACGUCUCGAGUCUCCAGUCCUGGCAGGCUUUGAUUACCAGGAAACGUCUGGUCUCGGGGGAACCGGGCAAGUCCAGUCCAGUGGAACCUCGUCAUCGCUCACUGGCUUCAACAACUGGUCGGCUGCCAUUCCACCGGCGCCAUCAACCAUCAUCAAUGAGGACGUGAGCUUCUUCAACCCGGCCUCUGCCAACAACGGCCCCCUGCUGUUCCAGAACUUCUCACACCAUGUCAGUCCAGGGUUUGGUGGGAACUUCUCCCCCCAGAUAGGACCGGCGGCGGCCUUGUCCCAGCACCACGCGGCUCCCCCGCCCCACCCCCACUUCCAACACCCUCACAACCAACACCAGCAGCAUCGACGCUCGCCGGCCUCUCCACACCCUCCACCGCCCUUUCCGCACAGGAAUCCGGCUUUCAGCCAGUUGCCGCAUAUGUCCAACAGCCUGAACAAGCCCCCGUCCCCCUGGGGUCCUGCCAGCUACCAGAGCCCCUCUCCCUCCCCCGGCUCCUCCACCUCCUGGAGUCCCGGAGGAGGCUACAGUAGUGGUGGUGGUGGUGGCUGGGGAGGAUCUCAAGGCAGAGAUUAUCGCAGAGGGCUGAACGGUGGGAUGACCCCCAUCAACUCGAUCUCUCCACUGAAGAAGACGUUCCCUAACAACCAUGUGGCAUCCCAGAAGUACCCUCGAAACAGUCCCGCAGGCUUCAACCCCAAGUCCUGGGUGGACGAAGGAGUUGGCCGCAGUGAUAACAUCUUCCCCUUUCAGGAACGCACCAGGUCCUUUGACAGCUUCAACAUGAACACUCUGGAGAGCUCCCUGAUCGACAUCAUGAGGGCUGAGCAGGACACCCUGAAAGGUCGUCUUGGGUUCCCUCAUCCAGGCGGAGACAACCCCCUGCCCCUCAAUGGCCACUCCUCUCUCUUCCCCAUGGAGGAUGGUUUCCCCGAUGACGAUCGUGGUGAUCAGGGUCUCGCUGGACUCGGAUCCCCACACUGCUUCCCGCAUCAGAACGGCGAGCGCGUCGAACGCUACUCACGCAAGGUCUUUGUCGGAGGACUGCCCCCAGAUAUAGAUGAAGAUGAGAUUACAGCCAGUUUCCGGCGUUUUGGACACCUGUUUGUGGACUGGCCUCACAAAGCUGAGAGCAAAUCCUAUUUUCCACCCAAAGGAUAUGCCUUCCUGCUGUUCCAGGAUGAGAGCUCAGUGCAGGCUUUGAUCGAUGCCUGCAUCGAGGAGGACGGCAAGCUGUACCUCUGUGUGUCCAGCCCCACCAUCAAAGACAAGCCGGUCCAGAUCCGCCCGUGGAACCUGAACGACAGCGAUUUUGUCAUGGACGGAUCUCAGCCUCUGGACCCGAGGAAAACCAUCUUUGUGGGAGGUGUCCCUCGUCCGCUCCGAGCAGUGGAGCUGGCCAUGAUCAUGGACCGCCUGUACGGUGGAGUUUGCUACGCUGGCAUCGACACCGACCCGGAGCUGAAGUACCCGAAGGGAGCGGGGCGGGUCGCCUUCUCUAAUCAGCAGAGCUACAUUGCUGCUAUCAGUGCUCGCUUUGUGCAGCUGCAGCAUGGAGAAAUCGAUAAACGGGUGGAAGUGAAGCCAUACGUGCUGGACGACCAGCUGUGCGACGAGUGCCAGGGAACUCGCUGCGGCGGCAAGUUUGCACCGUUCUUCUGCGCCAACGUCACCUGCCUGCAGUACUACUGCGAGUACUGCUGGGCGGCCAUCCACUCGCGUGCCGGCCGGGAGUUCCACAAGCCCCUGGUGAAGGAGGGCGGCGACCGGCCCCGUCACAUCUCCUUCCGCUGGAACUGAGCAGACGACAGAGAGGGAGAGGGAACGGGGGAGCAGGAGGGCAGGUAGUGCAGGAGUCGCAAAUCAUUGUACAAAUAAAUGCACUUUUCUGUUGCUGGUUCCUUUUCGCUCUAAUCUUCACCAAACCUGUUUUUAUUUCUCAUUUCUCUUUUUUUUAAGUUAAUAUAUAUCUAUAUUUUGAAGAUAGAAAAGAAAAACUGGAAUUAUACCCGAAUAUGUCCAGCAAGGAAAAAAGAUGUGUAACAUCAUUUUAUUUAUGCGUUUGAUUUUUUGAAAUAUUUUUAUUAGUUCUCAAAAAAAAAAAAUCAUAUAUAGGAAGGUUUGAGGUGUGAAAUGGUACUCUGCUAUUCAAUUGGAUUUAGUUUUGUUUUUCUAAACCAUGUAUUUGAUUUUGAUACAAGAUGUCCCGAAAAAAACAAAUACUCUUCAUGUGACAUUUGGUUCUUUUGUAGCAGAGCUGUUGCUUUUUGUUUUGUAUCGAGUCUCCGAAGCAGCAUCUCAUUGGCUGUUUGAUCUCUGAGAGGUGCGAUCACGUUUUCUAUUGAUACAAGAGGCUCCAGAGCAAAUGUGAAUCGAAAAAGGUGUUGCUAAAGAAGAGUGCACUUAUUUCCAGUUUGUAAGAGUGCAGAUACACUUUACGAGACCCUUAGUUGCUAACCAAAGCUGAAUCUUUAAUUAACUUUGAAAAACACAGAGGGCCCACUGCAGAAAAAAGAAAUCCAUUUGUUUUUCUCUCUCCCAAAUCAAAACGUUUUUAACCUCUUUUUUAUUUUAUUUUUUUAUUAUAAUUUCCAAGUCCACACAGAUGUUUUGAUGUUACUUGAAAAAAAUCGCAAAACAACAUUUUUAGCAACACAUAUUUGGGUUUUGAUCUCCAGUUUGACAUGCAAAAACUAAUACCUCAAACUCAGCUGCUAAUGUGCCGAAUACAGGUUAAGGAAGAGAGCGAAAGAAGGAAUGAAUGAAAGAAAGAAGGCGAGCAUCAUCACCUGCUGCUGUUCUCCUUUCCCUCAGAAGCGUUAAUCACAGGGAAGUGACACAACAGGCAGUGUGUGACGGGACUGGUACCGUUUUGUACUCGCUUGCUUCAUAACCUCCUUAUUUUUGUAAUCAAGCCGAGGGUUGUGCGAGGGACUGAGCAUCGUACAGCAUCCAGUGUAUUAGGGGAAUGUAUGGCGUACUAGUGAGGCUACAGGGGAAGACAGGCUAACUGCUACACAGAUAAAUCCAGCCCCCACUCCCCCACUCCCCCCCUCACGUCUGCCUGUGGCCUCUGCUGCUAAGCUAGCAGCUAACAGAAGGUAUAGGGCCUCGUUCGUGGAUCAAAACCCACUUUCUGUGUCUGCCCACAGCAGAGCUCGGAUACAGAUCUUUCAGGACCGAGGUUUAGGUAACUCCUCGACAGGGCCGGUCAAAUGGCCGCCUUUUUAUUGCAGUUUUCACGGGGGAGGGGCCGCCGCCAAUCGGUAGUCGCCUUUUCGUUAUAUUUCUUUUUUUAUCCAUUUGUGCAAUUCUCCCAAGUCUUUGACAAAAAGAAAACAUUCUAGUGCGCAUCCAACAGUCCGCUACAUGUAACGAAAGAAGCAGUUCAAACUGAUUUCCAAAUAGUCGGCACACAUUUGAGUCGUGGAGGGUUGUGGCCUUCUGGGGCGAAACCCUCUAUCCUUUCUCCUGCCAAGUUAGUCCAACUCAGCAUCCAGUGUUUUUGAAGCAUAAAUGAAGAUAGUCUCUGCAGUGUGCUCUGCUACUACACACUCGUGACCCACGUGCAGUCCGCUCUUGAUAGCAGUGUCGCAGGUCCAGUCGGUUGUACCCAGUGGCUUUUGGGAACCAAAGAUGGCUGUGCAGUAGUGGCGUCAUACUGUAGCUCAUUUCUUGUCUUGAUUUUUUUUACUCUUUAUUUCCUUUUUUAAUUUCCUCCAGGAGGUUUUUUUUUUUUUUCAACACAAACCUUUUUCAAAAUAAAAUAUGUCACUUCUGCCCAGUUUUACUUCGCUGUCAAGCCCUGAUGAGAUCCAGCAAACCAAAGAUUGGCCUUGGAACAUGAUAUAUUUAUAUAUACACACACGGUAUAUAUGUAUUUGACGGUGCAGACAAAACCCAUUAAAACACCAGAGGAAAACCACACAGGGCUUGCAGGCGCACACACACAUAAGGCGUCACACUCUCCAUAGCUCAGAGUGGAGGUGCACACCGGUCGGCGUAAGUUAUUUCUUUCAUUUCAAAUAGAUCUGCACGUUUGGGACAAUUCAACAUCGAGUGCACAUUCACGCAGCGAAAAAGUAAAACCAAUCCUCAGUCGUUUGACACGUUAGGUCACUCAGUGGCAUCCUCACUAGCCGAGCAUUUAAACAUGGCAGGGAGUCAGUACAGAAACUUGAUAAUACACACUAGUGAGAAUCCUCAUAUCGGCGUGGUGUCGUCGCACCAGUUUUGCACCCUGGACAUUCGUUUUGUGGGUUUGGUGGGUGAGCAUUUUAGAAGUUAAAACACUUUGUGAAGAAUUUGCUGUUAAAUGAGAUGAAAAAAAAAAAAAGAUUAUUUUAUACAUGGCCUGCUGAUUUUUGGUACAGUGUUUUCUAGCUAAAUUAUUUUGUCAUGCACAUAUAAACAUUUAUUAUGCACUACUUUUCUAAAUAUUUUUUCUUUUUCCAACAGUCAUUUUAGGCACAUUUUUCACAAAUGGGGAAACUCCUUUUUGCAAUACCUCAAUUUUUCACAUUGUGAAAGGUAGCUUUUGUACUUUUGUUACUGAGAGAUCUGCAUAUAUGGAAAUGUUCAUUUUAAGAAAAAAAAAAAAAAAGUUGAGUGAUUUCAAUAUAUAUUAUUUUCAAUUAUGCUUUUUAUACAUUUCAGUGCUGAGGAAUCUUUACAACUAAGUGCGCACUUGUGUUGAUGCGACUUCCGAUCUGCAGAGGAGAGACCAAAGUGUAUCGCUGUCUUGGUCUUAGCUUUUCGUACGCUAGAUGUUUCCAGUCAACCUGGUCAAUAACGGCAUGGCGAGAAAUAUAUAUAUAUAAAGGAAAAAGAAAAAAAAAUUGUAAUUUGAAAUUGAUGUUAACGUCUCUAAACAUGGAUAUACUAGUUGGAAAUGGUAACUUCUGUCUUGGUUUCCUCUCCGUAGAUGGAGCAUAACUUAUUAUAAGGAGAAUGCAAAUUCGGUUCACGCUUAACGCGGAAUCUCGUAUCACAAGGAUGGAUGUUUGGUGUUUAGAUAUUUUAAUAUUUGAAAAAAAAAGUAUAUAUAUAUAUAUAUAUAUAUAUUCUUGAACUUGCCAACUAGCACCUAUUGUAAUCCGUAGCAUGCAUGACAAAAAAAAGAGAAAAUGACAAGUACAUGAAUUAGCUAUUAAAAUUAAUUGUUGUGGUGUGCACCAAAUGUUUCUCAACUAUUAAGUUGUUAAGGACACCCCACCCGAUCCCACUCUCACCUCACCUCACCCUCGACCCCACCCGACCCACUCGACCCCUGCUCCCUUUCGACACGUGUUGAUCUCCUCUCCCCCCCAAUCGCAGACCUCUGCAGGAUGCACAUGACAAGAGAUAAGAUAUAAGACGAGAAACAAGACAGAAUCUCACUUUAAAUCGAUUUUUUGGGGAGUGCAUGACUCUGAGCAUCCUUAUAAGAACACUGUUUAAAAGACUUGAGAACUCAUCCCCGCUGUCUGUUGAGGCGAUCUUAUAUAGACCUAUCUGGAGGAAGGGGAGCUUAAAGACUUGAAUGUGGUAAAUGUUGCAAGUUAACUUCAAGUUGUUAUGUGCAAUACUUCUUUUGAACCUUUUUCCAGAUAAAGACUCUUUGCAAUGUAAUUCUUUAAUGCCAUUUUUAAUUGCAGACAUUUAAUUAAAGAAGAUGUUAAUAUGUUUUUCACAGUCAUUUUCUACUGUUAUUGUAAUCCUUUUCAUGCUGGUGUUUGUAAAAAAGAAAAGAAAUCAAACUAUUUGUACUAAUAUAAAUAAUUGAAGUUAUUUUUAAAACAUUAAAAGGUUUUGUGCUCAUUUGCUUAUUUUGUUUAUUUUAAGCUACUGUGAUUGAUUGCAUUGUAAUUAUUAGGUCAACAAUGUAUUUAGCUGUUUAUUGGUAUAUUUUUAAUUGGAAUGUAUAAUUGAUUUUUAUAAUUUUGAUCAGAUUUUUGUUAUAUUUUUGAGGUGAAGCUUUUAAUAUGUUAAAGUGUCUAGUUUUUACUAAUUGCUAUAUUGUGCUCCACAAUAUAUGGUUCACAUUUUCUGAAGGAAAAUAAAUAUUUAAAUAUUUGUCUGUUGUUACUUAAUGGCAAGAUUUCAAUAGUUUUUAACUGUGUAUGGGAAGGUUGUUGUAUUUAUUAAUAGCAUUUUUUUACUUAAGAUAUCACCUUAAUUUUUAUUGUCAUUUCACUUUAUAAGUUCCUAUUUUUGUAUUUUCAUUUCUAAUUAAGUUAUGUAAUACGGAUAUGUCCAUAUUUCUAGGAGUUGGUCUGUAGAAGUGCUAGUGAAACGAAAAAGAAAAAUCUAAUGUUAUUUAAUUGUUUGCAGCCAACUAUUUAUAACAGUAUGCAUAAUUUUUAAAUAUUUGUAAUGUGAAAUGUUGAAUGAAAUAAAUCUUAACUGUGAUGAAAA
This is a messenger RNA of Pleuronectes platessa (European plaice), 7336 nucleotides long. It is a transcript of the gene cpeb4b, whose product is annotated as cytoplasmic polyadenylation element binding protein 4b. Lineage: Eukaryota; Metazoa; Chordata; Actinopteri; Pleuronectiformes; Pleuronectidae. The transcript is spliced from 10 exons. Gene Ontology annotation, molecular function: mRNA regulatory element binding translation repressor activity; translation factor activity, RNA binding; mRNA 3'-UTR binding. Gene Ontology annotation, cellular component: nucleus; neuron projection; synapse. Bases 500 to 2740 code for a protein of 746 amino acids. Gene Ontology annotation, biological process: negative regulation of cytoplasmic translation. The record is from RefSeq and is a predicted model, not a curated record.